CGGACAUGGAUGACACAUCAACUGCUGAAAACUACAAUUUGACUGAAUCUGAAAUUUUAGUUUCUGAUAUAAAGAAAGAAUCAGAAAAUGCUGUAUCAAAGGAGUUGCCAUUUUACAGAAACAGAAUUAUACUCGGCAAGAUACAUGUAGAUGCGUCAGACAAAGUAGCUAAUUAUGUUAUUAAUAAUGAAGAGAAACUAAAGCCUGAUUCCGGUUUGGCAGCGGCAAUAAACUCUGAAGCAGGUAGAAGCAAGAUAAGUAAACAGUAUUGUGAAUUUGAACAGUGUUUGCAGCUUAAAAUUAUUCUAACUGACUGUUAUACAUCUCUAUUGGACAAUACCUGUUACUGUGCUCAGUGUGCAGUGUUGUUCCCCACCACUGAAGCGUAUAGUGAACAUAACACGAGUACACACACCGAGACCACUCACUCAACUAAAGCCUCCGCUUACGUUGAAAAAUGUAAAAAGUUGGUUCAUAAGGGGGCAUUCGAGUGUGAUACCUGCAAUAAAAGAUUUAAUUCUUUAAGUAAAUUAAAUCUACACAGGUCAAUUCAUACUGGCGAAAAGCCAUUCGAGUGUGCAACUUGCCAGAAAACAUUUCGUCAAUUAGGUCAUUUGACCAGACACCAGUUAAUUCACUCUGGCCAGAAUCCAUGUGUGUGUACAAUUUGCAAGAAAACAUUUAGAGAUCCUUUCACCUUGAAAAUGCAUAAUCUCAUUCACACUGGCGAUAAACCAUACGAGUGUAAUACUUGCAAGAAAUCAUUCAGGCAUCUUAGCUCUUUAAGACAACACGAGCUAAUGCACACUGGCGAUUUUCCUUUCAAGUGUAAAUAUUGUCAGAAAAGAUUUAAGCGUAAAUACCGUUUAACACAACACGAAUUAAUUCAUACUGGUGAAGAGCCAUUUGAAUGUGAAAUUUGCAAGAAAAUAUUUACAGACCUGUACUAUUUCAAGAGACACAAGUUAAUUCACUCUGCCGAAAAGCCGUUUGAGUGCGACAUUUGCAAGAAAACUUUUGACCGAAAAAGUAGUUUGAAAAGUCACAAGUUAGUUCACACUGGUGAAAAGCCAUUUGAGUGUGACACCUGCAAGAAAACUUUUAAUCAUCGAAGUAGUUUGAACUGGCACAUGUCAAUUCACAUUGGCGAAAAGCCAUUUGAGUGUGAUACAUGCAAAAAGACUUUUUAUCGACAAAGAGAUUUGAAAGUUCACAAGUUAAUUCACACUGGCGAUAUUAAACAUGAGUGUGGAACUAGCAAGAAAACUUUUUAUCAAGGUAGAGGUUUGAAUGAACCCAACCUAAUUCACACAGGCGAAAAACCAUUCAAGUGUAAUAUUUGCCAGAAAUCGUUUAGGUAUUCAAGCAAUUUGAGUCAACACAAGUCACUUCACACUGGUCAAAAGUCAGUUGAGUGUGACACUUGCAAGAAAACAUUUAGCCAGAAAAGAUGUUUGAUUAGACACAUCCAGUCAAUUCACAUUGGCGAAAAGCGAUUUCAGUGUGACAUUUGUAAGAAAACAUAUAGCAGAAGACGUCAACUGUACAUACAUAUCCAGUUAGUUCACACCGGCGUCCCUGCAGCUCGCCCCUAGCUGCCCUCGGCGCUGGGAGCGGCACCCCCCCCCCCCCCCCGGCUGCACGCGAGACACGCGCCGACAUGCAAGAGGACCUUGAGACCUGUGCCUGAAUAAAAAAAUGUGUAGUUACGAUAUAUUUAUUUUAAAAGGGCAAUUUAAAAGUGGGUGCAGCAAUGCACCUCUGCCUACCCCGCAAGGGAGUACAUUAGUACAAGGCGUGAGUGCGUGUGUGUGUGUGUAGGGCAAUUUAAGAGCUGCUAUAAAAUUUCCCAUUACUACCUACUUUGUAUAAAUAAUUGUUACUGUUAAUAUUAUUAGGUACGUACUGUUUCUACUUGUUGGUUAACAUGACUUAAUGCAAUAUAUUUUAUA
Molecule: messenger RNA, 1952 nt
Organism: Plutella xylostella (diamondback moth)
Lineage: Eukaryota; Metazoa; Arthropoda; Insecta; Lepidoptera; Plutellidae
Biological process (GO): regulation of DNA-templated transcription
Molecular function (GO): RNA polymerase II cis-regulatory region sequence-specific DNA binding; DNA-binding transcription factor activity, RNA polymerase II-specific
Source: RefSeq, a predicted model, not a curated record